Molecule: messenger RNA, 1065 nt
Organism: Trypanosoma grayi
Lineage: Eukaryota; Euglenozoa; Kinetoplastea; Trypanosomatida; Trypanosomatidae
Product: putative E3 ubiquitin-protein ligase
Exons: 1
Coding region: 1-1065 (354 amino acids)
Source: RefSeq, a predicted model, not a curated record
AUGGAUCGCCCAACGUCUUCCCGUGAUGUGGAAGUCUUCGUCAAGGAGGCAUCAUCCGUCGUUGAGGGGGAGGCAGUGUUUCCAGAAGUGGAGGAAGCUUCGGAAGUUGCACUCGACACUGCGUGCGGAACAAAACGAAGCAUGUCAGGUGGCAUCCUGCAAGAGGGGAAAUGUGGCGCGGAAAAAGAGUUGCAUGAACGACUACAACUGAACCAGAUCCUUCGUCCGAAAUCAGCGGGUGAGGAGGAGAAGGCAGAUCCUACACGCAGCUCUCCGUCCAGCAGAGAGGUGAUUCGGCGAGUGUCUGAUCAGGCGACAUCACUUGGGCAGGGGAGAAACGAGAAAACGAGUAGCGAGGAAGUUUCUGGUGCUGAUAAAGUACAAUGUAGUACAGGGUCAUAUGUUGAAGAAAAUGAAGAUGCAGCAAUGACGAUGAUGAAGGCAGCGGUGGCAGUCGCAACAAAAGAAGAAACCCCGGACGAGGAUAUCUGCUGCAUUUGCUUAGAAGAAUACACAGACGAAAACCCCAUACUUUAUGGCGAAUGUAAGCAUCAUUUUCAUCUUCCCUGUCUUAUGGAAUGGAAGCAACGCAGCAACGUUUGUCCUAUGUGUGCUUCGGAGUCUUUGAGGGGGUUAGCAGAUGACAGUGAGCCUCCUCCUGAUACUGCUACCAACGACGAUGCUUUUAUUGCGCUGCUCCUGCAGCGCCAACUCGAGAGGUACGCACAACGACAUGGAAGACUUCAACGUCAACGCGAGCGUAGCCACGGCAGGGUGCGUGAGGCUGCAGCUGCAAGCGCGGAGCGGCGCCCGCCAAGAAACUCUGUUUCUGGUCAAGCACAGCACAUCGGAAACACAGUAGCUGUCCAACGAUCUCUGGGCGGCCGUAGUGCAAAUGCUAAUGUUGUUGCCAAUCCGACUUUAAGCGGUGGCGCUUCUACUCCGGGGGAGGCACUAAGGUAUGAUUACAAUGCGCGGACUGAGCAUCGUGUAGAGAACGAAAGACUAAAAGAAGGCGGCGUGGCGACCUUCUUCCGUAGGUUUUUCUGCUGCUCAAAGAGAUGA